AUGGAUCCUGAGAAGCAGGACGAAGUUGUUAAACCCAGUGGGUCAUCUCGGUUUCAAUCAGAGGCAACUUCCUUAGCAGACCCUUCGGAGCAGAAGGAACAGUACGCUAGGGACGAGUUUGAAGAAGGCAUCGAAGAGGCGUUCGAGCCUGCCCGAGACGAAGAGACCGGAUUCCAUCAGCAUGGCGGUCGUCAUCAGCAAGCAGCUCAGGAACCGGAGUCGUUCUUGGUUGACUGGGAUGGACCGAAUGACCCAGGAAAUCCGCACAACAUGCCUCAAUCGCGCAAAUGGACCAUAACCAUCGUAGCAGCGCUGAUGACCUUCGUUGUUUCAUUCGGCUCGUCCGUCUUCUCUACCGCCACCACGGUAACUGCGGAACAAUUCGGCGUUAGUGAGGAAGUGAUGAUUCUCAGUGUAUCUCUGUACGUUGUAGGCUUCGCAUGCGGACCACUCGUGUGGGGACCACUCAGUGAGGUCUUUGGGCGUCGGAUUCCUCUCAUGAUUGGCAUGUUCGGGUUUCUUAUCUUCCAAAUCCCUGUCGGCGUAGCCAACAAUGUCGCUACCAUCUUCCUCGCGCGCUUCUUCGCUGCUGCCUUUGGCGCCGCACCAUUAGCGAUCGUCGCCGGCAUGUAUGUGGACUUCUGGGACCCAACAAUGCGAGCGAUUGCAACUCAGGCGUUUGCUGCCGCCGUCUUCGCCGGUCCAGCCACUGGACCUAUUGUCGGAGAAUUCACCGUCAAGAACGAGGCACUCGGCUGGCGCUGGACCGCCUGGUUCACUAUGAUCAUGGGCGCUGUCUUCUUCUUGGUUGGACUUUUUGUCAUCCCGGAGACACUGGCUCCUGUUCUACUUAAGCGCAAAGCUGCCCGCCUGCGGGUCGAAACCAAGAAUUGGGCUUUGCACUCCAAAUCAGAGGAAGAGCCCGUGUCGAAUAAGGCCAUCUUCCGCAAGUAUGGGCUGAAGCCACUACUUAUGAUCGUUCGGGAACCUAUUCUUAUUAUCAUGACGAUCUACAUCAGCUUGGUCUAUGGUAUCCUUUACUUGAUCUUCUUCGCGUUUCCAAUCAGCUACCAAUACGACCGCGGCUUCGCCUUCGGCACAUCAUCACUGCCUUUCAUUGCUAUCUUCGUCGGUGUGCUCAUUGCUUGUUGCAUCAUGGCAUGGGAGACGGUAGCGGUGUUCACCCCAAAGCUGAAAAAAGCGAAGAAGUUGAUACCCGAGGAACGCCUGCCGCCAAUGGUUGCGGGUGGUGUUGUGCUGGUGAUUGGACUCUUCUGGUUUGCCUGGACCUCAUAUCCGAGCAUCAACCCAUGGCCGCAGAUCAUUAGUGGCGCCUUCAUUGGCUGCGGCAUCAUUAUGGUGUUCAUGCCAGCGGUCGUCUACCUGGUCGAUGUCUACCUUUUCGACGCCAACUCAGCACUCGCUGCGAACGGCUUCGUCCGAGCCAUGGUCGCUGCUGCUUUCCCACUGUUUUCGACAUACAUGUACGAAAAGCUUGGCGUCCAAUGGGCAACCAGUCUUCUUGGUUUCAUCGCCCUGGCACUUGUUCCGGCCCCAAUAUUCUUCUAUCUCUACGGCAAGAAGAUCCGCAGCUGGAGCAAGUUCGCGUUCGAUCUCGGGUAG
Molecule: messenger RNA, 1623 nt
Organism: Baudoinia panamericana UAMH 10762
Lineage: Eukaryota; Fungi; Ascomycota; Dothideomycetes; Mycosphaerellales; Teratosphaeriaceae
Exons: 4
Coding region: 1-1623 (540 amino acids)
Biological process (GO): transmembrane transport
Molecular function (GO): transmembrane transporter activity
Source: RefSeq, a predicted model, not a curated record